AAUCGCGGCGGGGCGGGGCGGUGGGCCGGCCCCGCGCGGGGCACGCCGGGAAGAUGGAGAACUUCUCGGCGCUGUUCGGCGGGGCCGAGCCGCCGCCCGCCGCCGCCGCCGCGGCCCUGGGCUUCGGACCCGCCAAGGCGCCAGGCGCCGGGUCCGCGCCGCCUCCCGCCGCCGCCGCGCCGCCGCCGGGCGAGGACGCGGCCCGCAAGGCCGCCUCCGGCCCCUUCUACCUACUGCGGGAGCUGCCAGGCACCACGGAGCUGACGGGCAGCACCAACCUGAUCACGCACUACAACCUGGAGCACGCCUACAACAAGUUCUGCGGCAAGAAGGUGAAGGAGAAGCUCAGCAACUUCCUCCCUGACCUGCCCGGCAUGAUCGACCUGCCCGGCUCCCACGACAACAGCAGCCUGCGCUCCCUCAUCGAGAAGCCCCCCAUCUGCGGCAGCUCCUUCACCCCCCUCACCGGCACCAUGCUGACGGGCUUCCGUCUCCACGCUGGCCCGCUGCCCGAGCAGUGCCGGCUGAUGCACAUCCAGCCACCCAAGAAGAAGAACAAGCACAAGCACAAGCAGAGCCGCACCCAGGAUCCUGUCCCCCCAGAAACCCCCUCAGACUCCGACCACAAGAAGAAAAAGAAGAAAAAAGAGGAAGAUCCGGAACGGAAGAGGAAGAAGAAAGAGAAGAAGAAAAAGAAGAACCGGCACAGCCCAGAGCACCCGGGGGUGGGCAGCUCCCAGGCCAGCAGCAGCAGCAGCUUGCGGUGAGCCCCGGGGAUCCCCCAGCCAACUGGAACAGCCCUGACUGACCUUGGAGGGACUCGUCCCUCCUGCAGCGCUCAGCAGGGGGGCUCGGGCUGGCCUGUCCCCCCCCACACACACUGGCAGAGAGGACACCCCCGCAGCCCCCCACUUGCGUCGUGCAGCCAGCCAGGACCAGGGGACACGGACUCUGCUGGCACUGGGGUUGCCAACCUUGGCCUUUUAUACCAAAACCCCCCAGUAGAUCGGGGCCAUUCUUUUUUAGUCACCUUUUAAUUAAAAUCUCUGCUCUGAGGAGGGGCUGGUGGCAGUGGCUGCUGCAACCCUCGGCCGUCGGGGCGAGGUGAGGAGCUGAGACCAGGGGAGUCUAUGGGGCGUGUGGGAUCGGCACUGCCCCGACACGCUGCGGCCUGGGGCGGAGGAUGGCGGCUGAGCUCCCGCCCCAGCGCUGGGCCCAUCUCCUGCCCGAGCAGGGGCGAGGUGGGCACCCACCUUGGCUGGGUUGAGGGGCGCUGUGCUCCUCUGCCCCUCACCACCCAGGCCUGGCGGGGACAGGAGCAACCCUGGAGAGGCACUGUGUCCCUGCGCGGCAGCGGCUGCUGGCAGAGCACCCGGGGCUGCCGUCAUGGGCAGCGUGAACUCCAGCAGCAGUCACAGCACGACACCAAGGUCGUCCUUUGGUCCCACUGUCUUGCACAGGAGCCCGAGCCUCACCAGCUCCUGCGACGCUUUCCUCACACCCUGAAAAAAAACCACCUUACCUUCUGUGGGAGCAGAAUUUGCCCAAAACAGCCGGAGGAGGUGCCUCCCCAAAACAGGGCCAGGCUCAGCUUUCCUCAGGCCCCCCCCCCCCUUCCUCUCCCCCCCAAAAGAAGGGAGGGAAGGCUGAGACCCUGAAGGACACGAGCCCUGCAGGGCUCCUCUGUCCCUGGACGCUAAACAAAGCACACGCAUGCCUGCUGGGGUGGCUCAUUAAAUAUUCUUUUAUUCCUCGUUUUUAAAA
Molecule: messenger RNA, 1764 nt
Organism: Grus americana (Whooping crane)
Lineage: Eukaryota; Metazoa; Chordata; Aves; Gruiformes; Gruidae
Gene: MED19
Product: mediator complex subunit 19
Exons: 5
Coding region: 54-767 (237 amino acids)
Biological process (GO): positive regulation of transcription by RNA polymerase II
Cellular component (GO): mediator complex
Molecular function (GO): transcription factor binding; transcription coregulator activity
Source: RefSeq, a predicted model, not a curated record